Molecule: messenger RNA, 4921 nt
Organism: Clarias gariepinus (North African catfish)
Lineage: Eukaryota; Metazoa; Chordata; Actinopteri; Siluriformes; Clariidae
Gene: pank1b
Product: pantothenate kinase 1b
Exons: 7
Coding region: 231-1613 (460 amino acids)
Biological process (GO): coenzyme A biosynthetic process
Cellular component (GO): nucleus; cytosol
Molecular function (GO): ATP binding; pantothenate kinase activity
Source: RefSeq, a predicted model, not a curated record
UUUGACUCGGAAGCUGCAGUGCUCGAGCGCAGCGCGUGAGGAAGGGAAAAAUGACCGACAGCGACAUCGAAUUCACGUCGUAGACAGCGGAGAAAAGGCGUUUUUCGGCUUAUCAGUGACAGCUCCCCGAUUUACUACAGCCUUUACUCGGUUCUGUUUAAGGUUUUCAUUGUGUUUCGUCGAAGCGUUCACAGACUCGCGUCUAGCUCUCCCAUUAGGUGUGAGAAGCCAUGGAGAACGGCAAAACACCCGAGCAUAAUGGGGCGCCUUCACACUACACCAACGGUCUGCUGAACGGGUUUCACCCGGCGCAGGCUGAAAAGAGCGGCGGAGGUGGCGUUAGUGUCGGUAUCGCUGGAGGAGGAGAGGAUAUUGACUCGAACUGUAGCGGUGGCCAUAAUGGGAUCGAAAAUUUCCACCAUCUUCUUCAGCAUCAGGACGUCGCGCAUAACAACGGCUCUCCUGCUAAACGCUGCAGGCUGCGGAGACGCGUGGAUUCGGGGAGGAAACACCGACCGCCCUUUCCAUGGUUUGGCAUGGAUAUCGGAGGCACUCUGGUGAAGCUGGUCUACUUUGAGCCUAAAGACAUCACAGCCGAAGAGGAGCAGGAAGAAGUGGAGAGCCUGAAGAGCAUCCGCCGCUACCUAACCUCUAACGUGGCCUACGGCAAUGCGGGCAUCCGUGAUGUACACCUGGAGCUGAAGAACCUGAUCAUGUGUGGCCGCAAGGGCAACCUUCACUUCAUCCGCUUUCCCACACACGACAUGCACAGCUUUAUCCAGAUGGGUCGUGAUAAGAACUUCUCUAGCCUGCACACCACUCUGUGUGCUACUGGAGGCGGAGCCUACAAGUUUGAGGAGGAUUUCAGGACGGUGGCAAAUCUGGAGCUGCAGAAGCUGGAUGAGCUGGACUGUCUGAUCCAGGGCCUGCUCUACGUUGACUCGGUUGGUUUCAACGGCCACCCAGAGUGCUACUUUUUCCAAAACCCAUCUGAUCCCGAAAACUGUGUCAAGAUGCCAUGUUGCCUUGACAAUCCCUUUCCCAUGUUGCUGGUAAACAUUGGCUCAGGGGUCAGCAUCCUUGCAGUUUACUCAAAAGACAAUUACAAGCGCGUCACAGGCACCAGCUUGGGAGGGGGUACGUUCCUCGGCUUGUGCUGCCUGCUAACUGGCUGUGAGACGUUCGAGGAGGCGUUAGAAAUGGCAGCGAAAGGGGAUAGUACCAACGUCGAUAAGCUGGUAAAGGACAUUUACGGUGGUGAUUACGAGCGCUUUGGUCUUCAAGGGUCUGCUGUAGCCUCCAGUUUUGGUCACAUGAUGAGCAAGGAGAGACGUGACAGCAUCAGCAAAGAAGACUUGGCCAGAGCUACUCUUGUCACCAUAACAAACAACAUUGGGUCCAUUGCCCGCAUGUGUGCUGUGAAUGAGAAAAUUGAAAGAGUUGUAUUUGUUGGGAAUUUCCUGCGAAUCAACAUGGUUUCCACGAAGCUGCUAGCUUACGCCAUGGACUUUUGGUCAAAAGGACAGUUGAAAGCCCUGUUUUUGGAACAUGAAGGUUAUUUUGGGGCUGUUGGUGCCUUCCUCGAGCUACUGAAAAUGACAGAUGACCUUUGAGGCAUUGAAGAACUCCUGAACUUUUAAACCAGAAGCUGCUGUAAGAUGUCCAAGAAAGCCUCCUCUCUAACCAGGACAAGCCAAGUCAGCUGUCUGAGAUCAUGUUUGAAAGCUUAAUCUAGAUACCGAUUUCAGGUUUGGAGGGUACUGUGGGUUUGCCACUAAUAAGAACGGUACAAUCUGCUGUAAGAUAAAGUGAACAUGGUUAUGUCAGUAGACAAUGCCCCAUAAGCCAAAAUCUGAUGAUUUUUAGACUGAUGCUGAGCAUUUCUACAGAAUCCUUGUUGUGUUAUAUGUUUUAACUAUUUGGCAUAGAACAGGACUUGUACAAUAGAUUUAAAUUAAUCUAAAAGAAAUCUCAAAGUCAUGGUUCCAUUGUAUUAUAGUCUUCUUUAUCUUACCAAAAUUUUUUAGUGAGAUUUUGCUGACAUUUCUGGUUUUUAAGGUCCAAUGAAUUAGAUUUUACGAUUAACCCUUAAUGGUAGUUUAUAUAAUACAUGGCCAUCAAUUCAUUUUCAUAGGCAUUCACUCAUGGCCAUAGUAACAAAAAGUCAUACAUGAUCUGGGUAGGUGACUUGCUUUUCCCUUCAUAUUGGCCACACUGGAGUUGCAUCCAGUUUGAUGUUACAGAAAGCAAAAGAACAUUUGACCCAACAUGAUUACCAGUUAGUAAUAUGCAAUGUACAGCAAAAUCAUUCCAUGAUUAAGAUGUAAGCAUUACUAUGCACACCUCAGUAAACUAAACACUGUGGUCCAGCAUUAGUGUAAACAGGAGACUUAGGCCUGAACAGCAGGGCACGAGAUUUAAACUUAGUACUUAUUGACUUUCUUAUUUAUGUUAAAAGUAUUGUACAGUUUUAAAUCAGUUUAAAAGAUCCAUAGGACAAGUUAGCAGUGUUCACUUACUCACUCAUCUUCUAUACCGCUUUAUCCUGUAUUCAGGACCGCGGGACUUAGCAGUGUUAUCCAAAUCAAAUCAAUUAUAUCGGCUUGUGGCAUUUGUAAGAUUCCUUCACCUGAAUAUUUAGAAGCUAUAAAUUUUGGGACCAAGAUUUUUCAUGUUUAUCAAUCAUCAGCUUUUUGAUUUGUUAGAUUACCUGAGUGCUGAUUUGUUCACCAGUAACAAUAUGCUCUACUUUUAUUUAAUACUCUGAAUGAUGAAUUGUUCACUGAAUGACUACUCCAUUCACAAUGACCAUAAUUCUAUUUAGCCUUGAAGUGUAACUACACUGUAAUAGAUGUUGUUUUUGUGGGCUUUUAAAUUAGUUUUUAUUUAAACAAAUUUUUUUUGCAGAUUGUAUCAUUUUACUGUUAGUCAUGUUUGUGCCAUUAUCUGAUGGUAUCAUAUUUUCACUUGAAACUUCUAAUUGAGCCUCUAAACAUACCCCCUACACUUUUCCAACAAAUGCCUUUAUUGACCUCUCUGUACAUUUAUCAUCGACACUCUGUGUGUUUCUUUUAAAGAAUCCCAGCAUAGUGUACCUUUAAAAUAAACAUGCACCUUUAAAGAACCUGCUCCAAAGCUCCAUCCAGCAGUAAGAGUAGUUCUCUGUUAGUCUGAAUGCCGACAGAAUCCUAUGUUCCUAUGAGAAUGUGCCAGUAUGAAGAAAGGGGUUCUUUAUCAUUUGGCAGAGAACUCGAAGUUAAGGUUGUUGGGUUGAAAGAGGGCUUGGCAGCUGUUGGGUUGAAACAAGGCUGAAAAUGUAGACCAUCUUGAAAAUCCAGUCUCUGUAAUGAAUUUACAAACACUCUGCUUCUAUGUAAAUGGUUUGCCCUUACUAACCCCUAGAUUGUGUAUGUGUAUCUACCUUUGCAAAUAAUGUGACAAAGGUAUGCAGGAUAUCAGCAUUGCAGUUCUGUUGACAAACACUGCAGUAUUUAAGGCAAAUAUAGAGUGUUAAGCUAAUCAUAGUAAAUGAAGUCAAACACUACUAAUAUUUUUGUGUCACCUCAAAUGUCUAGUGUUCAAUCACCAGCUGUCACCAGCCACAUAUACAGUACAUGUUAUAUCUCCAUUUAAAUUGAUUAAUACUCAGAAAUUCAUUUAUAGGUGGAGACACAUAGACUAUUAAGCUUCUGCAGACAUUGCAAUGCCAAUGGGAAUCAAGCAUUCCCUUUUAUUGAAUAGAAUCUCCAACCUAUAUAUAUGAUGCUGGAGUUCAUCCAUGUUCUUUUAUACAUUUUUCUACUUCAUUCUCCCAUUACCUCUUAGUCCUCAAAAUUGCCUUAUGCUGUUGGUCGCCAUUUUGACUUCUGAGUAUCUGUGUAUGCACGAUGGGAGUCCAACACAACACUGUGUUGAUUCUUUCAAGUGUUACAGGGUGCCUUUUUACUAAUGGAGACCAGACUUUUAUCUGUGCAUUGUCCAUCAUCUAGAUGUCAUUGUAAAAUGUUGGUCUGUUCAUCAUGUUGUUGUUGUUUUUUUUGUUGUUGUUUUUUUAAUUCAGGAAAUUGAAUCCAUAUGUUAGUACACACUGUUUUAAGCUUUGAGUCACUGCAAACUGAAACUACACAAGGCAGAACCAUAUGAAUAUAAAGCAGUGUGAGAAGUUGAGGCACUACAGUCCUUCCCAUUAAUGUUGAAUAUUUGCUUGAUUUGUUUGCUCAAUGCAUGUAUAAUAGAUCUUAGCAUAUCCUCAAGCAUGUUCUUUUACUUUUGUUUGUCUUUUACCUUCACACUAGCCGGUAUAGUCAUACCCAAUGCAUCAUCAUCUCAAACCUUUAAAGCAUUGAUAUGAUAUGGUAAUAAAAUCCGUUUAGAAUCUGGUCUUUCCUUUUAUAACAGACGGUCAUCUCGUUCCGUUUAGCAGUAAUGAGUUCAACAUGCAUUGAUGGCGUACCAGAAUGUGUUUGGUCUCAGCUGUGUGGCACAUACUUUAUCUGUUAAAAGGCAGUAUAUUACCAUGUGUAUAACACUCCUCUUCAGUGUUGUCACUCUGACCUGGGUGUGUGUGUGUGUGUGUGUGUGUGUGUGUGUGUGUGUGUGUGUUUAUAUGUUUAUGACGGGGCCAGGACUCAUUUAUGCCCAAUGUGGAAUGACCAGUUCAUUCCAAACUGCUCUGAAAAUUUAUUAGCUUUUUCUCACAAAGCUCCUAUGAUUUUUUUCCCCCUUUUAAUUCUCUGUUGUCAACAAACCUUGUGAAUAAUUGUAAAACUCUGUUGUCAACAAACCUUGUGAAUAAUUAUUAAAUGUGGUAAAUGGGUAAGAAGUUCAUGGACUCUUUUAAUGCCUCUGUGUGCACGUGUACAUGUGUGUGCGAAGCGAAAUAGUUACACAGUAUAAAAAUGAAUAAAGUGUUUACUCCUUA